Molecule: messenger RNA, 1972 nt
Organism: Ceratotherium simum simum (southern white rhinoceros)
Lineage: Eukaryota; Metazoa; Chordata; Mammalia; Perissodactyla; Rhinocerotidae
Product: putative testis-specific Y-encoded-like protein 3
Biological process (GO): nucleosome assembly
Cellular component (GO): nucleus
Source: RefSeq, a predicted model, not a curated record
UCCGCCAAGCCUCCAGGCCCCUUGACCCCCGCAGUCGGGGGACCCUUGCGAAUCACAUCCGGAAGGGGGGGGCGCGAGGGGCGGAGCACGCCCCCCGGAGGAGGAGACCGCGUCUCCCCGCCUCCCGCCCGCGGUUGCAGCCAGCCGCCGAGCCGUCCCUCUCGCGGAACCCGCAGUGUCGCCCGCGCCCCGAGCCCCUCCAGGCCAGAGGCUCCUGCAGGUGAUGGCGGACGAGGGUGCGAGGAGCCUAAAAACCGCUGCGUGCCCGCCGUCCGGCCCCGCGCAGGGAGGGGGAGCGCGCCCGGUCCCCGCGGCUGGGGCCCGUGAAGCCGGGGGACGCGGGCACCCCGACCCCGGGACGGCCCUGCCUGUCCCAGGGUGCUGGGAAGCGGCCUCUGCGGCGACUGACCGGAGCCCGGAAAACGGCUUUAUCGGGAAUGAGGACCCAGAAACCUGUGGCGCAGAGGGGUGGGGGGCUCGGGCUGGGGCCGGCGGGAAGGCCGAGGAAGUGACGACUGAGAAGGGCGCCAUCUUCAAGGAGGAGGCAGAGGGGGAGGUGGAGAAGCAGCAAGUAGGGGAGGAGAUGGAGGUGGUGGAGAAGCUGGUAGAGGAGGAGAAGCUGGAGGUGGGAGCGGAAGCGCAGGAGGGCCUGGGGCCCCUUAACCUUGAUGGCCCAGUUGUGGACCCACUGGAGGCCAUUCAGUGGGAGUUGGAGGCUGUGAGUGCCCAGGCGGAUAGGGCCUACCUGCGACUCGAGCGCAGGUUUGGGCGCAUGCGCCGUUUGCACCUAGCCCGUAGGAGCUUCAUCAUCCAGAAUAUUCCUGGCUUCUGGGUCACCGCCUUCCUGAACCACCCGCAGCUGUCAGCCAUGAUCAGCCCCCGAGAUGAAGACAUGCUCUGCUACCUGAUGAAUUUGGAGGUGAGGGAGCUCAGGCACGCCAGGACUGGCUGCAAGUUCAAGUUCCGCUUUUGGAGCAACCCCUACUUCCGGAACAAGGUGAUCGUGAAGGAGUAUGAGUGCAGAUCCUCAGGCCGGGUAGUAUCAAUCGCAACUCGCAUCCGAUGGCACCGGGGCCAGGAACCCCCUGCUCUGGUACACAGGAACCGGGACACUGUCCGCAGCUUCUUCACCUGGUUCUCACAGCACAGCCUCCCAGAGGCUGACAGGGUUGCUCAGAUUAUUAAAGAGGACUUGUGGCCCAACCCCCUGCAAUACUACCUGCUGGGGGAUAGGCCCCACAGAGCCAGGCGAGGCCUAGCCAGGUGGCCCACAGAGGUGCCCGCUAGGCCCUACGGGUGCCAGUCUGGCUAAGUCCUGCCCUGGGACCUGGCCCCUACAUAAGAGUCCCUUCUGCCUCCUGUGGACCUGUGCUUAGGCCAGUGAUGGCACUCUGCUAUCUGCUUUCUCUUCUGUGCACUCUGGCCACUCUGGACAUUCAAUGGACUCAGCUCCAAGAUUGUGGCCUUCGUGGCCAAGCUCUUCUGUUUCCAUGUGGCCUUCAUGCAUCACGUGACUGUCACUUGCCAGUGUCUACUCAAGCACCCAAUGCUAUGGACAUGUACUGCCAUUGUCUUCAUGUCCAGGACCUAUCUUUGAUUAUGGCCUUUCUGCUAUUUUUGACAUGGGUACCCACAAGUCAUUGCUAGAAGGACCAGUGCCUCUUCGAGGCCCACUGCUUCGAGGCCACAACAUGCUGGGCUUCAUAUUUAUGCUGGCCCUGCACACUGGCUGUGGCGAGCCGAGUCUCAUCACCCCAGAUGAAAUGGGUGCAUUUGGUGCUGGCUGUCAACCUGACUUGGACAUUCCAGGGCCUUGGACAUUCACAGGCCACGCCACCCCAGGCUACUGGAUUGUUGGGCACCUAGCAGAAUGGGCAUGCAGCCAGCAGAAGGCUUCUGGGCAUGGGUGAGGUCAAGGACACAGAGAAGUGGGCAAUGCAUUCUUUGUGACCACUCUGCUCCUCUUACGGCU